UGUUGAUAAACUGUGAACAAACAUGAACAAUGUACAACUGUAUUUUUAUUUAAUUGUAUUUUCAGGGAACAUUAACAAAGAUUGAUAAAAGCUAUAAUGUUGUUCAUUGGUAGUUAAUACGCUAAUGCACUAACAAAUGAGAUCUUAUUGUAAAGUGUUACUAAAACCUUAUUAUAAUUAAUGUAUCCCUAGAUUAAAAAAUGUAAAAAUCCUAAAGUAAGUAUAUUUUAUUUAUAUAGCACAUUGAAACACAUCAACAACUGACCAAACCAAAUCCAAAAUAAUACAAAUAAAAUUCCUUCCCCUAAAACUUUCCAUUUCCGGGUUUAUAUUAGAUAAUUAAUCACAGAUUAAACAACAGAUGUCAAUGUGGUCUUAGACUUUUGAACCCCUACAGACAAAAUCCACUGUUUCCAGCUCGAUUUGUCUGACUCUGCAGGCCAUCCAGCAAGUCAGAAAGACCGAGAAACGCAGCAAAGACAAAGACCAUGGCUUAUUGGAACUGAUGGGGCAUAAAGAACCGUUUAGUUUGGUCGUAGUAUUGCCCAGUUGCCCUUUACGUCACACAUAUCCACACCUCCCAUGUGUAACACCACUCUCCCUGCUGCCCUUAAUCCUUCACGGCUUUUAAUCUGCGUCUCAGCCUGUAAAAAGACUCAUAUAGAUAGAGACGCUCUCCAGCAUGCAUGUGUCUGCAUGCACACAAGCUGCUCAAAAUUGGCUUGCCGUAUUCCAGGGAUUAGCAUCUGAUUUUAUGGAUUACAGACAAUGCUUUCACAGUUUUGAGCAGAUGACUAUGGGAAACAACAAAAGCGUGGCACACGCUGCUUUAGACAUCACAGGACAUCUAGUCCUUAUAUAGUAAAGCUUCCUGUCCAUGUGGCCAGAUUUACUCAGAAAUGCAUUUCAGUGUUGGAAGCAUGCGGCGUGACUGAAAUACAAAUGCAGGUGCAUUACUACUGGCUGAACUGUUAGUAAUUCUAGCAUGCUUUAAUAUAUUUGAUAGCUGUUGGCUGUAUGCAUGUGGCACGUCUUUGUCUAACAGACUUUAAACCAUGUGAGUCCAUUAAUGGUUAAUAAGGAGGAGAGAGCAGAAAGUAACAGUAGUGGGUCUUUAUGAAGGGGGAGGAAUAUUCUGCAAAGCUCAAAGACAAAUAUGACAUCAUUUGCUAUGGGAGUGUCAAUCAUUGUCUAAUGUAUUCAACAAAUACAAAACUGUUAGAUCAUAAAUCAGCCUAUUUUUAUCAUUAAAGCUGCAUUGUUUCAAUGCAGAGACAGUUUCAAAACCAUCUUUCAAAAGCCUUUCCACUUGCCAAAAUGAAAACAAAAAUUAUAAUGUUUUAUUUAAAAAUUCAAACCACAGAUCAUCUCAUACCGCAUGUUUGCUUUCCAUCCUUAUUACAUUAGCUGCAAUAAAACUGAAGAGAUAAUAUAAAAAAUGAGGAAUACACACAAUGACCUGAUUUCCUGUGCAAGACUCCCCCUUCUCACACAGAUGCAAGGCUCCUCCACAAUACAGUCAAAAGACUCGGAAUGACGGAGGCCCCAUCACCAUGGUAACCGGGUUUGUGCAGCUGAGCAUUGUGCUUGGAGCAGUUGCUGUGGUUAUUGGUGAAGGAUUGGAACUGGCCCAUUAGCUCCACGCCUCCAAACAUCGAAAGCUUAAUAGCUUCAGAAUUCACUUGGAAAAUACAGCUGUCAGCACCAUGGCCAGCCGAUCAAUAACAACAUCUCAAAGCCAGAGGACUGCACAUACUAUUGAAAACUCAUCAGCUAAAGUAUCUGCCUUUAUACUUGUCCAUCUGGAACGUUUUACAAUAAGACUGUCGGCUGACUUUGGCUUUGAUUCUGUGAUGGCAGAACCGCAGCAACAGCUGGUUGACAUCGACCCGGAUUUCGAGCCUCUCUCCCGGCCGCGCUCAUGCACCUGGCCGCUGCACCGACCGGAGUUCUGUGAGCCGGGGAGCUCCAACACCUCCUCCCCGGCACCGUCCGUCAAGCCGGAGCAAGGCAUCGUGGACUUUAUCAACAGCCUAAGUUUACUAGAAGAGACCGAGGACUACCAGGAGGAGAAACCCGUCCUUUUGAACGACUUCCACUGCCAGGACAACUGCGUUCAUCCCCAGCAACAGCAUCCCCAGCAGCCGAAUCCCCAGCUGCCGCACCCGCAACAGGUGCCGCCGCUCCCCGCCCCUGCCAGCAGCUCCAGCGCCAGCCCCGCAGCGGCCCAGAGGAAGAGCAGCUCGUCUCGCAGGAACGCGUGGGGGAAUAUGUCAUACGCUGACCUCAUCACUAAGGCGAUCGAGAGCUCCCCCGAGAAGCGGCUCACCCUGUCUCAGAUCUACGAGUGGAUGGUGAAGAGCGUGCCUUACUUCAAAGACAAGGGCGACAGCAACAGCUCAGCCGGCUGGAAGAACUCAAUCAGACACAAUCUGUCCUUGCACAGUCGUUUCAUGCGCGUCCAGAAUGAAGGAACGGGAAAGAGCUCAUGGUGGAUGCUGAACCCUGAGGGGGGAAAGAGUGGCAAGUCUCCACGCCGGAGAGCCACUUCCAUGGACAACAACAGCAAGUUCACGAAGAGCCGCGGACGAGCAGCCAAGAAAAAGAUGUCGAUGCAGGGUGGACUGGACGGUGGUUCUAACAGUCCUGGUUCUCAGUACCCAAAAUGGCUCGGCAGCCCCAACUCUCACAGCAAUGACGACUUUGAACCCUGGACCACCUUUCGUACCCGCGCCAGCUCUGAUGCCAGCACGCUCAGCGGCCGUCGCUCACCCUUCUUACCUGAGGAGGACGAGGCCGGUGAGGUUCCCAUCGGGUACCCAGGCACCAAACUGGGCGGCCCCCUCCCCAGCCUGUCAGAAGUGGCGGGUCACCACGGUUCUGAGAAUGUGAUGAUGGAUAAUCUCUUAGACAACCUCAACCUCAUCUCACCCAAAAAUAACACCCAGGGCAGCCAAGAUGCCCAAACUGCGUUGUCUUCGCCCAUGAUGCAGGGUAGCCCUGGGUACCCGUCUUACAACUCUCCCAGUAUGGGUCCUCAGCCCCAAGUCCAGCAGGACUACCGGAGGUGCCUGUAUGGACAGGCAGGGGUGGGCGGACAGAGUCCCAUUGCCAUACCGACUUUAUCGGACAGUCAACCAGGAGGCUAUGGACCCUUCGUGAGUCAGUACAACUGUGCUGCAGGGCUGCUCAAAGAGCUGCUGACCGGAGAAGCCGAUCCGAGAGGGGACAUGAUGCAGCCUUUAGAGUCAGUGGGGUCUGGAGAAGGCCGACGGGUGCUACCUAGCUAUGUUAGUCGGGGACAAAUGGGACAGGGGGGCAAAAUGAUCACGCAUCCUCACCUGCAUGGGCACCCACGCUCGCUUCAUCAAUUGCCCUCGCCAGCAAUGGGCAUGAACGGCUGUGCCCUCUUGCCCCACGGGCAUCCUGUUCGCCUCGGUAACAUGAAGCUACAACCACACCUGCCUCAUCAUGCUCAACUGGGAAGAGGAGGAGGCGAAGCCAGGAUGCCAAAUUACACCAAUGGCAACGGUUUCCACAGGCAUGUACCGGGUCCUCACCACCAUCACAGCCACCCGGAGCGGCUGCCCAGUGACUUAGAUGACAUGUCGAUCGAGCAGCUGGAGUGUGACGUAGAAACCGUCCUUCAUGACACGCUCAUGGACGGUGAUGCUCUGGACUUCAACUUUGACCCCAUGGGCAGUCAACAGAGUUUCCCGCAUGGAGUCAAGACCAACACGCAUAGCUGGGUAUCUGGAUAAAUAUCUUAUCUACUCAAACACAUGUUUUUGAUUUAUAAUUUGAAUUAAUCAUAACAAAUGUGUGUGAAUAUAUAUGUAAAUAUGUCAUAGACAUAUAGCAGAUCAAUCAACAGUUGACUAAAGCAGACUGAAUGCUGUAGGUCAUGCCAAAAGGCUACACAUACAAGAGAGAUUACACGCUUACAUUUCCUUCCCAUUUGCAAGGACUCAAUUAUUAAGUCUAAAAUAAAACAAUUACGAGUGAAACUAAAUAAAUUAAAAAGUAAAAUAAAUGAAUAGAUUUUUGCCAUCAUUGAAGCCCAUCUUCACACAGUUGCGACUUUAUUUGCCGUAAUUGUGUCUGUCUUGUAAUUCUGGCUUUAUUUCUCACAAUUGCACCUUUUUUUAUAUAUAUAUGCCUAUAUAUCUUGCCAUUCCAAUUUUGUUUUCUUUCAAUGCAGAGUUUAUCUCUCACAAUUGUGACUAUUUCUCGUAGUUGUGAAUAUAUAUCUCACAAUUCCAGUUUUAAUUCUCAUUUCUUGUAGUUGUGAUUUAUAUAUCUUACAAUUCCCAUUUUAUUUCUCCCAAUUCUGUUGUGAAUUAUUUCUCACCAUUACGACUUUAUUUUUCAUAGUCGUGACUAUAUAUCUUACAAAUUCUGAUUUUAUCUCCCAAUUCUGAAUUUAUUUCACAGUUGUAAUUUUAUGCCUUGUAGUUGUGACUACAGUACGUAGUCAACCGAAAUGCCUGUUACCGCCAUGUGCCGCCACCUACUUUAUUUCUCAUAGUUCUGACUGUAUAUCUAGCAAUUCCAAUUUUAUUUCUCUGAAUUCUGACUUAAUUUCUCACAAUUGCAACUUUGUGUAUCUCAUAUCAAAUUUAAAAAUAACUGACAUGACAGAUGUUAUUUUAGUUCACUAUUACAGUUUUCUCUCUCUCUCUCUCUCUCUCUCUCUCUCUCUCUCUCUGAAGUGUGUGCAUGCACCUCAUGAACUGUUUACCUCAGUCAGAACUUCUGCAACCAAUCAGCAGAGGCCAGUGAAUGGUCAUUAUUUACUGAUUUACAGUACAUUGUUCCAGUAGACUCCAUGAUUGUCGGGAAUCAUCAUAAUCUGCUUUUGCUUGUGGUUAGUCAGGGUGUAAAUAUUGAAACUGGCUAAUCAAAAAUAGUCACGUAUAAACACUCACAGACAUUUGAGAUUGUUUUGUAUAUUUUUGUCUAUUUGGUCUUUCAGUUUGGCACUGUAGGUCAUUCAAAUUAAUUCAGGGCAGAUGUGUGUCAUAUAAACUGGAGUGCUGUAUAAUGUCUGGUAUAGUGUAAAUUACAGUUAUCUUUGUCAUUUCAGGGUGCUGAAUGAAUGUGUUUUGUACAGAGAUGAAUAUUUUUGUUGUUCUGAUGGGAUAGUAAAUGGGAUGGUAAAUGAAAUGUUUAUAUUUGUAUAUUAAAUGCUCUUCAAUAACCCCUCCCAGCUUUUAAAUGUCUAAAAAUUCUUUUUUGUGGCCUUGUUUGCUGUAUGUAUAACAGAUUUUCUCAAACUGCUGGAUGAAAUUCUUUCAUUGUAUAUAAUGAUUAUGUACUUUGUGCCUUGCCCUCUUACAACCUGGCAUUGAAUGAUGUGAUGAUUUAUUAUCAAUUUCUGAUUCAAAAUUCAUAACUUUUUAAAUGAAUUUAAAAAAUGUCAGAGUGGGAUACCUGUUCUGAGAUAAUCGCAAAAAGUCUUAAUAUUAAAAGCCCAUUGACUUUUUUUAACUACAUGGGAAAGUUAGUUCAAGUAUAACCCCAAGAAAACUUCAUGAUAUUCAUGAUUCAAACAUUCAUAUUUGUAAAAUCAUAAUAAUUAUAAUAAUAAUGAUGAUCAUCAUGAUGAUGAUGAUUUUUGGAAAAAUGUAUUUGAAAACAUUUUAUAAUAUAUUCCUUCCUUUUCCCCCUUUUUUGUGAUAUUUUUUAGAGUAAACAAAUUCUUGUAUUUUGAAAUGUAACUCAAAAGAUAUUUUCAUCGUCUUGGAUAUUCUUUGCCAUUGACCAGUUAAACAUAAUGUCAAAAUGGAACAAAUUUAAAAUGAUUUAUGCUGGGAAUCUAGAAUCCCCAGAAAAGGUCACUGGAGCCCACAUUUAGUUAAGACUAAUUUUGCAUCUGUCUAAGGGCAUCAGGCUAAAGACCUUUUAAAAUGUUUUUACAUUUAUGUAUUUGACAGAAAUUAUGUGAUCAUUUUGUGUAAUUUAAGAUCUUUCUCUGUGUUCUUGUCUUAAUGUUGUACAUGCGCGCACGCGCACUCACACACACAUUCAUUGUAACUGCACAUCUACAAAAUAUUUAAUGCAUUGAGUUUUCUAACCUGUGAGAUUUUCUAUCCAAGCCGUGAAGUGUACAAUGAAGGUUUGUAAAUUAUAAAGAAUAUUUUAAACAUAUGCAUAUAUUUUUAACGGAUAUAAAACAACAAUCUGCUUUUUGUAGUAAUUUCAGACUGCCUAUGAAUAUUCAAAGUAUGCUUUUGUUUGUUUGUGUCUGUUAUCUAAUAUCUGUAUAUAAUUUUAUGUAUUAUUAAGUGUCAAUGACUUUGUGAGUUUUUUUGUUUGUUUGUUUUUUUUUCUGGUCUAGAUUGCGUGAAUCUUUUAAAUAGCAUUGAUUUUGCUUUAUUUAAUAAUCAGAACUGUCAUUUGUUUUGACUCUGAUUUCAUAAUGGACUCAUUUGUCUCAAAUGUGUUAGUGAAGUGCUUUUUAAAUUUUUUUUUAUUUUAAUGUCUGACGUGACCUAAUUGAGAUGGGAGAUGUUUUCCCACUGUAGCCAAUUGUACAUUAGAAACAUACACUCAUCGUACAGUCUUUGUCAGAACCACAUGCUUUUUUUAGACUAGUUCUACAUGGAGGAAGUGCCUAUUAAUAUUGUAAUGUAAACAGCGAUGAAGAAUUGAUUUUAAUUUAACAAAAAGAAAAUUGCAGCUGUUAUAUGAAGCCAUAAUUGUAUAUAAAGGUAUGAAUAUAUGAACUAAGAGUCUGUC
Messenger RNA from Onychostoma macrolepis, 6741 nucleotides. RefSeq names its product forkhead box O1 b (gene foxo1b). Gene Ontology annotation, biological process: regulation of transcription by RNA polymerase II. The record is from RefSeq and is a predicted model, not a curated record. Gene Ontology annotation, molecular function: RNA polymerase II cis-regulatory region sequence-specific DNA binding; DNA-binding transcription factor activity, RNA polymerase II-specific. Gene Ontology annotation, cellular component: nucleus. Lineage: Eukaryota; Metazoa; Chordata; Actinopteri; Cypriniformes; Cyprinidae. The transcript is spliced from 5 exons. The coding region runs from base 1707 to 3761 and encodes 684 amino acids.